Messenger RNA from Spizellomyces punctatus DAOM BR117, 3892 nucleotides. RefSeq lists its product as uncharacterized. Gene Ontology annotation, biological process: microtubule-based movement. The transcript is spliced from 6 exons. Gene Ontology annotation, molecular function: minus-end-directed microtubule motor activity; dynein intermediate chain binding; dynein light intermediate chain binding. The coding region runs from base 32 to 3892 and encodes 1286 amino acids. Lineage: Eukaryota; Fungi; Chytridiomycota; Chytridiomycetes; Spizellomycetales; Spizellomycetaceae. The record is from RefSeq and is a predicted model, not a curated record. Gene Ontology annotation, cellular component: dynein complex.
CAGCUUUUACGCACAUCGCCGGGGUCCCAUCAUGUUGGAGGGUUCGGUCCUUCCUCCCAAGGAGGGAGAGGAUGCUGCAAACUCAACAACAGCUGGACAUGUAUCCAUGUCACGAUCCCCUUCACAAUCGUCGCGACAACAACUCACGUCGUACCUCUCAUCCGACCGCUCCGCAUCUCCACCCAUGCGACACGCCAGCUCUGCUGCAUUCCGAAAAAAGAGUUCUCCCUAUGGUUACAAAACUGUUGAAGAGAGGAGGGCGGAAGAACGAGCCCAUGCACUGGCGGCUAGAUUGCAUACUGUCGCCGGCAAGGGUGAAAUACCACGCUUUGACGUCAGAAGAGUCAUGGCGUUGCCAAAAAGACCGGGAAGCGGGGAACGUCUGAUGCCACUGGACAAUCAUUCAAUCCAUGGAUCUGCCGAGGCCGUGUCACCAGCUGCUUCCCGCCCACGGGAAAGAUCCGAAAGAUCCGUACUAAGAGCCAAAAAGCCACUCGUCAUACCCGCUAGCUCCGCGCGAUCCCAAUCCGGCAAACGGGCGUUACAGAUGGCCUCUGAGCUCAAAGGUGUGAACGAUAUCCACAUGCCUCACAAAGCGACUGAAGAGCCACUCAGUAGGCCGCCAUUAGCAUUUCGCGCACUCACACCUCCAGUUAUUCCUCCCAUCGGUACCAGUUCAAGAGACCAGCCCGAUGUCAAACGGAUUCGCAUAUCCGAACCCGGCAGGCGAGAACAAGUUGAAAUGGACAGAGUGGAAUACCCAGCGUCGAAACCCGUUCUACAGCAGAUAGACGAGGGUGUGGUGACAAAGCGAGCGACAAAGGACCUAUUUGCCUUUAUCCGUCAUUUAGAAUCGUGUCCUACCUCGAAAGAGUUUGUGUAUUUGAACGCUGUAAAACUGUCGGUAAAGCGGGGACAGCCGACUUUCAACCCCUAUAAUCUUGAGAUUGUAGACUACGCCGAUGUGGAUAAAGACGGAGGAUACUAUACUAUCAGUGCAGCGGGAGUAACGCACUUUGAUCAUCAAGGCCACGGUGAUUUUACACCUCUAAAUCAGUGGCUCCGAGAAUAUAAGCUGUUUCAUAAUUUAUUGCGCAUCCCCUUUUUUGCAAGAUAUCGCUUGUGGAAGUGCUUCAGCCUCUGGCGCAGAACAGUGCUUCAUACGAAAAUCACGCAAAACCGUCGACAACUGGCCAAGAACCUGUUCCUAGUUCACCCGAUUCUUCGAUCAACCCUUUUGGAAAUUCGCGUCAGAUGCGUUGAUGUGCUCACCAACAAGCGAUUAGUUAAGUUACAAGAGCAGCACAGCUACGAGCUAGCGGACUUUGUGAAGGAGCAGAAGGCUUGGGUUGAGGAAAGUGCGGGCUCUUUAAAAGAAUGGGAGACUACCGUACGCCGACUGGUAGAGCAGGCUGGAGUGGCGUGUUUGCGGGAAAAGGGCUUUGAAGUGGAAUGGGCAGAAAAUCACCAGGGAGAAUCUGGAGAUAAACCUGAUGAGUUGGCGCCUUUAUCGAGUGGCAGUCGGCCCACAAGUGCUCUAAAGAAAGCCGUGGAGGAAAUUGAACCUCGAAAAUUGACUUACACGGAGCAAGCUGCUCGACGCACGGAAUGUCGUCGUCUUCAACGUUUUGUCAAGCUCGCCGAUUACAUGAUCGUCACAACCCUUCAUAUCUUGACCAUUGAAAGUGUACGUGAUCUUUUACGGUUCGUCCUCCGUGGAUGCAUGGAUGAAGAUGUGUUCGUAGACUCUUCCGGCAGCGGAUCCAUUGUGAUCUCUGACCCUGGAAUGCUUGGCGAAGGGCGCUUGUCAGAAUUACUGCAGAAUGAAGACAAUGGUCGUGCUCGACCUGGCUUGGAACGAACUGGCUCUGUCAGCGGUGCAGAUGCGUUUGGUAUGGCUCCCAAUGGUGGUGUCCAGGUUGGCGGUGUUGUUGUAGGCGAGGAGGUCGGAACAACGGAACUUGCCGAUGCUGGGUUCGACGGCUUCUUUGGCAUUUUGAGUCGGAUUAUUAAGGCUGCAAUGCCAAAGUUGGAGUUGAUUGAAGUUAUUGAAGAACAAGGGCUCAUGGCUGGAGGCACGAACAUGAUGGACGUAGACGAUCGACUGGUUCCUGCCGAUGGAGCUGGAAAAAAAGUCGGAGAUACGAAAGCGGCAAGCAAUAUCUCCUCCAAUCAUGGAAAGGAAAAGGAGAAGGCCGCCUUCGUUCCGCUCUUCCGUACUGAGCUUCUCUUACAGCUUGCUGCCGCUGUGCGGAAUCUCUACUUUGCACCCUCCCUCCCAGACUAUCUUGCAGCAAUUGACAUCCUCUUCAAACUAUAUCUCAAUACUGUCGAGAAAGUCUCUCUUCUCACAAAUACGAUAUCUUAUCUGGACCCUGCCAGCGUUUCUGGCGGAGCUUACUCGUCUGUUCGAGGCUUGGAAGAGGCAGAGUACGGCGAAGGUCCUCAAAUUACCGCAAUCAUAACAGAGGGUGCGUACUUUAGGGAAGUAUGUGGCCGUAUUCGCGGUGUGCUUGUGGGUAUCUUCUCUAAUGCGGCAAAGUGGAUGAAGACUUGGGAGGAGGUUCGUGGAAUGUGGGUUGAGAACGAAGAGUUUGAGGGGUUAAGGGCCUUGGAGGCAGCUGCGGGUCAUGUAGCCGUUGUGCUGGCUACUGCCGGGAAUCAACCUGUUGAGGGAGGGGUUGCGGCCGUGUUAAUGGCCUCCUUAGCGAAUACUGUCGAGCCGUCGAACGGAGACCAAGAGGAGAGCGAGGGCACGCAGACAGAAAAGCAAUCGAGUAUCCUCGAACUAGGAUCUACAAUUAUUACUCGCCCGGACGGUACAACCUUCUCUCCAGUCGUUGACUUUUUCGAGCAUCACCUCGCCAAAUUCUCCUCUCAGCGUCAAACGAUGGCGGCAAUUCCAACCACCUCCGUGAUCAACAACCUGCUUAUUGACACUACGAAACUCAAAAGCAUUCUUGUCCCGAGUCCAGAAAGAUGUUUUGCGGAAGUUGCCAAGAUCUUACCUGGUCUUGCGAGGGAUAAGAAUGAGUUGCUGUUGAAUGAAGUUCAGACAUGGGUUAGAAUUCUCAAUACCCAGCCUGGAAACGUUGAAGGCUUUGUCGAAUACUUGGAGUGGCUUGAGAAAGUUAAGGACUCGAUGCCCCUUGUGGAGCAACUUUACGAUGAGGUCACACGCCUCUACAACUUGAUGGAUCAGUACAAGAUUGCAAUUCAGCCGACAGACCUGGCAUUGUACCAAACCUUGGGACCAACCCUUCGCCAAUUGAAAGAAGCCGUCGAUAUGGCGUCGGACACGAAAGAAGAGAACAUCAACAAAUUCUCGGCGGAACUUGAUAAAUCAAUGGGAGACCUCAUGACGGAAGUUUCAGAGAUUCGCAAUCGCGCACAAGACCCAAUGGUGCUCAAUCCGGGUGCCAAGAGUGACAUGGUUAUCAAAUUCCUGGAGGACUUACGAGGACAGUUGGAGAAGGUUGAUGCUACAAAAGGACGGUAUGAAACAUGGGGUGAGCUUUUCAAAGAUGGCGGAAGUGCUGCGAUCCCUGGUGUACCAACUAAAAUGGGGGAGUUGGAGGAGACGAAGAAUGAGGUGGAGCUGAAAAGAACGCUCUGGAUGAGUUUGAAAGACUGGGAAGUCAUUACUCGGUCCUGGAAAGAAGGGUCAUUUGAUAUGCUGAACACGGAGGACAUCAACAACCAAAUCCAAGCUUACAUCAAAACCGUCUAUAACCUGGACAAGGGUCUCCCGCCAAACGAAGUCGUUCCUCGACUCAAAGCCAUGGUUGAUGAGUACCGAAGCAUGUAUCCGACGAUUGUUGACCUCCGCAAUCCCGCCCUCAAGCCGCGACAUUGGGAAAGAUUCACAGACGCCCUCGGAAAGCACUGGUGA